Molecule: messenger RNA, 5244 nt
Organism: Heterotrigona itama
Lineage: Eukaryota; Metazoa; Arthropoda; Insecta; Hymenoptera; Apidae
Source: the annotation of a GenBank genome assembly
AUGUUCUUUCCCACGAGGGGAAAACGACGUUUAUCAAAAGUCGACAUUUUCAUAUGCAGAAGAAGAGUCGGAAAGAUAUUCAUGUUACAACAAGGACGUAUAACAUUUCUGGCAGGUCUCUCUCAUUCGAUCCUUUUCUCAAAAUAAAGAAAAAAGAGAAAAAAAGAAAGUAUACCAUAUUUCGCGUUACGACGUCAGUCUACCGACUAAAUCACAAACAGUUCGCGAACGAGAAAUACGUAAGUAUUUUACGUAAGUAUACGCAAGUAUUCCCUUACCUUAUGGAUCCUCGUGAACAUUGCUCGUUCUCGCAGUUCCCUGGUCCGAGAGUUCAGCUCCGCUGUCGGUUCGGUUCAUGGAGGGUAGGCGACUCGAAAAAUCGCGAGGACACCUGACAUUCCGGGCAAGCACACAACAGCGCGCGCACAACAGACGCGUACUCGUCGAUCAUCCGAUCGCAACUGCAGCCCUUCGGCGUGCCGGUGCCGGUGCCGGUUCUGUUGCCGCUGAGAAAGAGAGGGAGGGAAGCGACGGCGAGCGAGCGAGACGAACGGAUGCAAAAAGAAGAGAAAAAAAGAAAAAAAAAAGAAAAAAAAAAGGAAAAAAGGUGAACAAGAAAGAGGUGUUAUCGAGACGAACGAGAGCCUCCCGCUGUUCCUCCAGCCAGCCACGUUUCAAACUGACCGUCACUAUUGUGUAUCUCACGUAUGUACGUACCGGCGUAUACUAAACGCCACGCGAAACGCGUCUUUGACAAAGGCCAUUACUCUCGAGCUACGAAUUGAAAGGAGACUGAGGAUCGUUCUCACGUGAGCUCUCCGAGCUACGAAGUGUGCCUUGCCCGAAAGAUUACGUAUAUACGUCACCCUUUCUUUCGACUGUAUUUUUCUUUCUUUUGUUUUUUUUUUUUUUUUUACUUCCGUAGCUUUUGCGGCUCGAUUCCCCUUUUCCUUUGUCCGUCAAUCACCGGGGAACACCACGUGCAAACCGCCAAUGCGUACCGGCUCGGCAACCGUGCUCUGUAAAUACACGCAAAAAUACGUGCAUGCGUGCGGGAGCAAAGUCGCGCCGCGCAUGCGUUGCACACGCAUCCGCUGCGUGAGUACAUCGGCCAAACAACCCCCUCUCGGGGUGUAGGUGCUUGUGUCGGUGCUCUUCAACCCCUAUGACUACCCCCUCCAUUCACAGAGCAAAUCCCCUCGACUACAAGGAUACCUCCCGGUGAACCCCUUAAUCAAUACUCGCCGUUCUCUGCCGGCCAGGAACUACUAUCCUUCGUGUCCUCCUCCCUGGACCAAUUUCCCAGCUGCCUUUCUAUCGCCUUCUCAAUUCGGCAAAGAGGAAUUCUAUUUCUCCUCGCGUAUGCGUACAUGUUGUUCCAUGCUCCAUGUCUUCUUGAACUUUGACGCCUUUGAGAAAUGAAAUGUGUUAAAUGGAAGAAAUAUAGAAGAAAGAAUCAGAAGGUCGACUGAUAACUGUGUAUAAUAUGAAGUAAAUAGAAGAGAAUGAAAUACUCGCAACAAAGGGGCAUGGUAAUUAGAAUUAAAACGAUGCACCGUGCGUAAAGAAUGUUUUGAGGACGCGUUGAGUCCCCGAGGUAUAACGUUACGACCCUGUGAAUUAUUUUAUUAACCACCCAGUUGCUGGGAUGUGAGGGAUCUCUUUUCGUUCAGCAGUUGCACAAUAUAUCGUAAAAUAUUAUGACGUUUGCUCGGCGAAGUAAGCAUACAUUGGCAAUGGUACUUCGGCAUAUGUUUUCCUUGAAAUUUAAUAACUUAAUUUGUCAUUGAGAAAAUAGUUUCCCCUUUGUUAUUGAAAAAUACCAAAAUUCCAUUAUUCGUGAUUAACUGCUGUCAACUUUCAACUUUCUGAUUAAAGUAAAGGGUGCCAUAGUCCACGAAUUAUUAUUAGCCCUUUUUAUAGAGAGCGUCAAGUAUACUUGGGGGUUGGAAAACGUGUCUACACUGCCGCGCCCAAGUAUACUCAGGCGUUUAAAAAAUCCUUCAGCAGCCUGAGGUUUCCAAACGGUUUAACCUGUUUAUCGCAUUAUCGAAAUCGAACCCUAGAAUUAGACAGAGACGUAAACCAUCAAAGUCCAAAAUUAAGAUUGUACUUAAUUUAAUUGAAAGGAGAAAAGAUAAUAAUAAUAAUAAUAAUAAUAAUAAUAAUAAUAACGAAAUGUGAGAAAUAUUAAUUAAAUUUACGUCGUGUGUUUAAGACGAUGAAUACCAAUUUCACAAGAGAUAUGGUUAUCUCGAAAGUACGAGAUAGCGUGCAUUUACCAAUUCCGUGUAUGUCUCGUCUUUCUAUCAUGUGUAUUCCAAUUCAUCGUGGUAAUAUCAGAUAAUAUUAUUCUGCAGGAAGCGUUUAUUACCUGUAAAUAUUUGAAAUCAGUUCCAAUGUGAGAUAAUAUAUGUACAAUACUGUGUGAAAGAAAAAACAUUAUACUAUAACUAUAUACACUGGAUCAUAAUGGACUCUAAUGAUCUGAGGAUAAAGAUAAGAAUAAAUGUAAAAUGGAAACGAUGAUUUGUCGGUACCAGGAACCACCGUUGUCGUGUCUAAGAAGCCUGUCCUAAGCUCUACCAUGCACCGAUUAUUACAAUAUAUAUUGAUCAUAUUAUUUGAUGAAAAGUUAUUUUAAACGUACGAUUUUCAAAAUCAAUUUCCUUGCAAUCUUGAUAAAUUAGUUUCAUUUAUUAUUCCUUUCGGUGAAGUUAAUAUUGAUACGAUUCGAUAAGCUUGAAGAAAUUAGGAUCAUGCUAAUUCGAUCCUAUUGUAAUAUUUAUUUCUUGGUCUUCUUCCGAAAAUACUUACACCUGAAAAUAUACAUAACAUAGUUACAUGCUUCUGAGAUUCAUCCGCCACUCUAUAGAUAGCGCCACUGUAGGUUUAAAGUUUAUGGUUUAAAGUUUUGAAUUCACGAGAUAUAACAAGAUAAAAAUAUUUUAAACAUGUGAUAUAUUUGAAAUAAUUGUUGAAUUUUGUAUCUUAGUGAUCGGUUUGAUAUUUUUUUACAAAGGUUUCUGUUUUAUUAAAUGACUGAUGAUUUCAUCCAACACAUGGUCUGGUUUAAAACUAAUUUCAAGGUUAUAUUUCUUACGAAUAUAUUACGUUUUUUUCCUUGUUACCUAUAAAUUAGUUAUUAUUUACAACUUAAUUACUUCAAGCUGAGCCAAGUGUACGGGCGAUUUCAUUAUUAAUCUAAAAAGUUUUGUAAAAUAAUAUACAAGUGUAAAAUAGAAUAAAAAUGGCAUCGAAUGAAAUCGCCGAAAAGGUCAACUCCGAAAGCUAUAUCACGUAAAUACUUCAAGAUUUAAUGAGAUAGAUACCUUUUUAAUUAAUACAAUAUGAGUGUUGCACUUUUAUAGUGAACAAACCGACAAAAGGACAAAUUAUUUGGAUUGGGACAACUAUUUCAUGGCUAUGGCUUUUCUAAGCGCGAAACGUAGCAAAGAUCCUAUUACUCAAGUUGGUGCGUGUAUAGUGAACGAAGAAAAGCAAAUUGUAAGCGUUGGAUAUAAUGGAAUGCCUACAGGUUGCAGUGAUGAUGUAUUCCCUUGGUCCAAAGAUUCUGUCGAUCCAUUAGAAAGAAAAACUUUCUAUGUGUGUCAUGCAGAAGUUAACGCCAUUUUGAACCGGAAUUGUUAUAGUCUUAAAAACUGUACCAUGUAUGUUUCUCUUUUUCCAUGCAAUGAAUGUGCCAAAAUAAUAAUACAAUCUGGAAUAAAAUCAAUUAAAUAUGUAUCAGAUAAAUAUGCAGAGAAGAAGAAAACUCAAGCUGCAAAAAGAAUGUUUAACGCUGCAGGUGUUACAUACAGUAAAUUUUCUCCAACAUACGAAAAGUUAAUAAUUGAUUUUACUGAAAUCGAUUCUGCUGAAAAUAAGAAAAUAAGCAACGAAGAUGAAAUAGAAAUGAAACUAGAAAAAUUUAGCAUAGCAUAAAAAUUAUAUUGAAUUUUUUUAACAUAAACAUGACUGGGUAUUCAUUUACUCGAGAACUGAUUACCAUUAUUUACAUGCAAAACUAAAUUGAAUACAGACAGAAAGAAAGAAUACCCUUCUUAUUUUAAAUUUUUACAAGCCUAUCUUUAACUUUAACAUUAAUCAUACAAUAUUAUGGAAAAUAAAUAAAACAAUGUACAGAAAGCGAAAGAAUUUAGCAAUAAUACAAAGACCUUAUGCAAUGUUAUCAAGGUGUAAUAUUGUCGCAAACGAUGUACUGUACAAGUGUAAACAGUGACACAACCAAAUAUGGCAUAAUAGAAAUAUGUAACAAGUAUAUAUCAUUUCUUCGUGAUAGAAUGAUAUUUUAUCAUUUUCAUGAUAAAAUAAUAUUUUAAUAUCUUUUUACAAAAUGACUGAAGGAAGGGCAAUUGUUGAUACGUGAUACAAUAUUUUCAUGUUGACUUGUUAUUAAUAUAACAACAAACAGAAAUUGAACAUAGUUUUGAUAUAAUGAUAAUGAUACGUUUAUGUACAUAUUAUACAUAUCCAUGUUUUUGUCUUUAAAAUAUUACUUUAUUUGCGUGUAGUCACAGCUAUAAUGAAGAAAAGUUAUAUAAAGAAAGUAAUUACACUUGAUAAUUGAAUUCAUCACAUAGAAGAAUAUUUAAUGCUGCAAAAAUAUAUGGAUAUUUUGUAUAUAAACAAAAAUAUUAAUAUCCUUUAAUAGCAUAAAUUUGAACUAUUUUUACACAAAUUAUAAAUUGUAGCAUAAUAAUGCAGAAAGUAUAAUAAUUGCUUGUUACAAAUGGCAGUAUAUUACUUAAAAUAGUAAAUAAUUAUAUUUAAAUAAUCAUUAGCAUUAAUUAAUUAAUUUUUUUUAUUUAUUUUAAAUUCUUUCAAUUAGACAAAUUAUCUUAGAAGUUAAUCAUAUAAACAGUUUUGUAUGAAAUCUAUAUGAUGAAUUCAUUUACAUGAGGAAAUGGAAGAGGAUAUGGGCUGAGGUACCCAUGUUUAUCGUUUGCUCGUACAAUUAAAUGAAGGACUUAAAGGCAAAUUUGAACUGAAUUUUGAAAAAUUGAAAAUUAAUGUGCAAUUCUUAAUCAACAUUGUUUAUUUCGAAAAUUUGAUAAUUAGUUACGAGCGGAAUAGAAAUUUUUAUAGUAAGGUAACAACCUCCGAUAAAGAUUGGAGCAACUAAUAUAUUAUUUUUUUUUUUAUAAUAUUUUCUUUACAGUACACUAAAAUUUUUUUGUAUAAUUAUUAUAUUUUGGGAAAAAUAUAUAUAUACAUAUAUAU